This is a messenger RNA of Pelodiscus sinensis (Chinese soft-shelled turtle), 3263 nucleotides long. RefSeq names its product highly divergent homeobox (gene HDX). Gene Ontology annotation, biological process: regulation of transcription by RNA polymerase II. Gene Ontology annotation, molecular function: RNA polymerase II cis-regulatory region sequence-specific DNA binding; DNA-binding transcription factor activity, RNA polymerase II-specific. The record is from RefSeq and is a predicted model, not a curated record. Lineage: Eukaryota; Metazoa; Chordata; Testudines; Trionychidae.
GCUGACGUCACGAUCAUGAUGAGAAUUAAUGAUCGGAGGCGCUGAUUUCAUUGUGUGACGCCGGGACCGACCCAGCUGAAACCGGCUGAAUCCGGAGCCCCCCGGACCAACUCCGCCCGCCCCACAGAGCACGAUGAAUCUGCGUUCUGUAUUUACUGUAGAACAACAAAGGAUAUUACAGCGUUAUUAUGAAAAUGGAAUGACAAAUCAAAGUAAAAAUUGCUUUCAGCUCAUAUUACAGUGUGCACAAGAAACUAAGCUGGACUUCAGUGUAGUCAGGACUUGGGUUGGCAAUAAAAGAAGAAAGAUGAGCAGCAAGAAUGUUGCAGAAUCGGGAGGUACACCACCAGGAACUGUUCCUAGCACCCCUCCAGUGCCUCCAGAAGUAGCCGUCAGAAAUGUGGUAAACAUUGCUCGAUCCCAAAGCCAGCAGUCUUCUUGGACCACAUCUAAUAACGAUGUAAUAGUAACCGGUAUAUAUAGUCCAGCUAGUUCAUCCAGCAGACAGGGAUCCACAAAACAGACUAACGUUUCAAUGACUGAGAUACAUAAAAACUCUAUUCAGAGACCACCUGGAAAAAGUGAUACCGAAUUUCAGCAGCAGCAUAUCCCUAUAGUACGGCAAGCACCACAUUGUAAAGGUGCUUCGCUGCUCCUGGGGGAAAAAACUAUUAUUUUGUCAAGACAAACAAGUGUCUUGAAUUCUGCAAACUCCAUAUACAGUCAUACUAAGAAAAAUUAUGGUGGUUCAUCAGUCCAGACUGCAGAGUUGGUGUUACCUCAAAAGCCAAUAAUAUGCCACAGGCCAUGUAAAGCUGAACCCAUGGGAUGUCAGAGGUUACACAAACCAGAACAUACAGCCCUUGUAUCACACAUCCCAUCUGGACAAAGAGCUAAUGUUCGAGACCCUUCUUGUAGCACACACAACUUGGAAAUUCGUGAAGUUUUUUCUUUGGCAGUUACAGAUCAACCUCAAAGAAUUAUGGGAGGAAAUACAACACAGAAGCCUUGUUCCGUUGAAGGCAGUUGCCUGUCCAUUGCAAUGGAAACAGGAGAUGCUGAUGAUGAAUAUGCUAGAGAAGAAGAGCUAGCAUCUAUGGGAGCACAAAUUCAAAGUUAUUCAAGAUUCUGUGAAAAUAGCAGUUCCCUUCGAGUAGAGAACCAAAGCACAGCUUUGUCUGGACCAGGCAGAAAUGCAAGCUGCAGUUCACAUAUGGUGAAUGCCAGGGACUUGGCUGACAAUGUAUUGUAUCAUAACAGAGACUACCGCUUGCCUCCACGGACCUCAUUACAUACACCCUCCAGUACACUGUAUAGUAGUGCUAAUACAUCAAGAAGCAACUUUUCUCCUCAUUUUGCAUCUUCAAAUCAACUGAGGCUGUCACAAAACCAAAACAACUACCAGAUUUCAGGAAACCUUACUGUGCCUUGGAUAACCGGGUGUUCCAGAAAAAGAGCAUUACAAGACCGCACACAGUUUAGUGACCGAGAUUUAGCCACGCUCAAGAAAUACUGGGACAAUGGCAUGACCAGUCUGGGCUCAGUCUGCAGAGAAAAAAUUGAAGCUGUUGCUGCAGAAUUAAAUGUUGAUUGUGAAAUAGUGCGGACUUGGAUUGGUAAUCGAAGACGAAAAUAUCGCUUAAUGGGGAUUGAAGUACCUCCCCCAAGAGGCGGUCCUGCUGAUUUCUGUGACCACCCGGAAUCUGGUGCUAAAUCAGCAGUUACUUCAGGAGAGGAAAUUGCUACCGAAGUGGGAGAUGAUAAUGAUAGGAAUGAUGAAGUAUCAAUCUGCUUAUCUGAAGGAAGUUCACAAGAAGAAACCAGUGAAGUUAUUCAAAAUGAAGAAAUUGGUCACAAAGAAGAGGACCAAAAUACAUUAUCUGCAGAUAAUGUGAAAAUAGAAAUUAUAGAUGAUGAAGAAAGUGAUAUGAUUAGUAAUUCUGAAGUGGAUCAGAUGAGCUCUCUUUUGGAUUAUAAGAAUGAAGAAGUUAGGUUCAUUGAAAAUGAAUUGGAGAAUCACAAACAGAAAUAUUUUGAGCUACAGACAUUCACUAGGAGCUUGAUACUUGCUAUCAAAUCAGAUGAUAAAGAACAGCAGCAGGCACUGCUGUCAGAUUUACCUCCUGAAUUAGAAGAAAUGGAUUUCAAUCAUGCAUCUCCAGAGCCUGAUGAUACCUCAUUCAGCUUGUCAUCUUUAUCAGAGAAAAAUGCCUCAGACAGUUUAUGAUCUUUGGAGAAAAAAAUACAAAAAUACAACAUUUAGACUGCCUAACAGGUGUGCAUUUCAAGAUAAUGGCAUUUUGUUAUUGAAUAUUAUUCAGUCAACAGAAACCCUAAACUAAGCAGACCUUGCUGAAGAAUGAAUGUGAUAUGAUAUGACCACAACUUUCAGUGACAGGAAAUAUGGAACUUUGUUUUUGACCAGUGAGAAAGUUAUAUGGGAAAAGGUUUUAAUUUUUAUCAUCACAUCCUUGAUUAGGGUAAUUUAUAAUUUUCCAAAAAAAUUCUUGCUUUGUAGCAAAAUCUAUCCUGAGCAGGGAACUAAAAAUGGAAAAUAAAUGUGCAGUUAUACAGCCAGGUAGCAUUUCAAUGUUGCUUGUCAUGUAAGACUAGCCAGUCCUGUUUAUUGUGACCAUUGCCUUUUCCCCUGCCCCUUCUUACUCAGGUAGGUGGAUGGAAAAUUGAGAAUCCAGAUUGAAAAAUGAGCUUCCUAUGAGCUGAGUUGUCCUUAGACCUUGAAAAAGUCUGAAUUAAGAGAUUAAAUUAAGGUGCUUCUUGGUACAUAAGUACAAAUUGUUGAGUGUCCCAUUAUCGCAUACAAAUGUCUGAAAAACACUUGAAAGAUGAAAAUGAAUAGUUUUUAAAUAGCUCCUCCAAUAAAGUACUAAUGUAUAGAAGCAGAUCUAAAUGCUGUAAACCAUUAGGCUUUUACUGAAAACUCUUGAUUGCUGGAGAAGUAGUGAUGGGAUGAGAGGAUAAAGUUACAUCAGUAUUUAGAUUUUUUUUCAGUCAUGGUGAUGUUUUUAUUUCACUUCAUUUUAUAAAACCUGAACAGUAAAGGCUCUGUUCAUGAAGAUUCAGGAAUCAGCUAAAUUAAUUUUCUAUAAACUAUAUUCCACUACAUUGCAACAGUGGUGUAAGCCAAGGACAGUUAUCAUUCCAUUCCCUCCUUGCACAAAGCCGUUUUGGACUACAUCUAUACUGCAGCCUUUUGUCGGCAGAGACAAUGCAAAUGAAGCGCUCGUUAGCAUUUGCCGCGCUGU